AAACAAGUUUGUGUGUUAACGUGCAUGAAAAUCACCAUUUCCUUUUUUUUUCUUUUUUUUUUCAAAUGUGCCGCUCAGUGCGUCAUGACGCACACACACCCUGCGACAGUGCGUCGGUGCGUCAGCAGCAGCACCAGCAGCAGCAGUUGCAGUGCUCCUCUGACGCCUAUGCGCGGCGCUGUUCUCUGUUGUGUUUCGUUAUGGUGCCGCUGCUGGCCGCAGAUGCGGCGAUACCCUUGCGUGUGAACGCGUCGUGGGGCGCUCGGUCAGCGGCUGCGGGGACGCUGCGCCUCCGGUGACUGAUUAUUAUUAUUAUUAUCAUUAUUAUUAUUGUUGUUAUUAAUAUUAUGAGGAAGAGGAGGAGGAGCGACCGUCGUCAGGAGGAAGGACGCGCGUCUGUGUCUCUGUCUCUGUGUGUCUGUCCAUCAACGGCCCGUGGAUCGUGGUUUGAGGCUGGAUUUGAAGAUCACAGCAGGGAAGGAAGGAUGUGAUGAAAAGGUUUGAUGAUGAAAGGAAGAAGAGGAGCAGAGAGUAGGAGGAUUGAGAGCUCAUUUUAAUCUGGCACCGUUUACAAUCAGUACAUAUCUACAGUAGAAUGCAGUAAACCACCUGGAUUAUCACUGUAUGGUGAUCAUGGCGUACUGCGGCCGCUCUCUGGACUCCCCGUGCACUCUGGCCUUGCUGGUCGGCUUCCAGUUCGCCUUUGUCCUCUACUUCUCCCUUGGGGGCUUCAGAGGACUGGUGUCCGUGUUGGUGCACACCACGCAGCCGGAGUUCGAUUACUCUCGACCGCACGACGUCUACACCAACCUCAGUCACCUGGGAGCGCCGCCCCCGCCGCCUCGCAACUCUGGCACGGGACCUCCUGCCACGGUGCCACCGCUGAGAGACUGCCAGAUCCCAUCACCACUGCUGGUUGGACCCGUGUCCGUCCAUCUCGCCGCACCUCUGUCUCUGGACGAGAUCAGACAGAGGAAUCCGUUAGUGUUGCCAGGCGGACGCUACCGGCCGCCUGACUGCGAGUCCCGCCACCACACGGCCAUAGUGGUGCCAUACAGGAACCGGCUUACCCACCUCCGUGCUCUGCUCUACCACCUGCACCCGUUCCUGCAGAGGCAGCAGAUCCACUACAGCAUCUACAUUGUGCAGCAGUGGGGGAACGGCACUUUUAACCGGGCCAAGCUGCUCAACGUCGGCGUGCGCGAGGCCCUGCGAGACGAAGACUGGAGCUGCAUCUUCCUGCACGACGUGGACCUGUUGCCCGAGAACGACCACAACACCUACACCUGCCACAAGCAGUUCCCCACACACCUGUCUGUGGCCAUGGACAAGUUCAGAUACAGGUUGCCGUACUCGCAGUACUUUGGUGGGGUUUCUGCACUGACGCCAGACCAGUACAUGAAGAUGAAUGGCUUCCCAAACCAGUACUGGGGCUGGGGCGGAGAGGACGACGACAUCGCUGCCCGAGUUCGUCUCUCUGGCAUGAAGAUUGUGCGCCCUCCAGUGGCCAUCGGCCAUUACAAGAUGAUCAAGCAUAAAGGAGACCGAGGCAACGAGCAAAAUCCACGCAGGUUUGACCUUCUGAAAAGGACCAGGCUCAACUGGCGCUCUGACGGCCUCAACUCUCUGACCUAUGAGCUGCUUUCCAAAGAGCUGGAGCCUCUCUACACCAACCUCACCGUCAACAUCGGAGAGGAUCCCCGUCUGCCCCCGGGGAAAGUGCCCGUUCCCGUGAAAACGGCGGCACCUGUGCACCAACGUAGCACCAGCAAGAGCGAAGGCGCGGUCAAACAGAGCCAGGAUUCGACGGGGGCCACAGUGGCAGCGGCGAACAUGACUGUGGCCAAGUCAGUCGCUGAGGGGGCGGAGCCUAUGCGGUCAAAAACAAAGAGUGAGACGACACACAAAGAAAGAGGUGUUAAGACAUAGGACGGGGUGACUGCACUGCAACAAAGUAGUUUAGAUCAGCUCUGCCGUGGACUUCAAGUACACCAGCUUUCUGUGCUCCGUGCAGGUAAUUAUGCAAGGGAUCAAACGAAGAGGCCACUUUGGUCCAGGGCUCAAGAACACGACUGAGUCACCACCUGGUUUAUCUUCCACUGAAUGUGACUCUGCUUCUUGGAGAAAGUGAUGGACACGUUUCCACACAGAGGUCCAAAAUAAACUCAAUGAACACGAGACGGCGAAUAUAUUAAAAUCUCUACCCUUUUCCAGACACAUCGCAAGUCGUAUGUACGCAACCCAUCUGCCGCCAGCAGCUUCGCCAAGUCUGCGGCCAAAUUACUGCUACUGCCCCUACGCCACUGUGGGUCUGUGUUUCUGUGCCUUCUCUCUUUGAUGCGCGUUUUAUAGACUGGUAAGAGUCGCUUUCAGAUGUUACCUCUGUCCUCUGAGGUUUAAGCUGAUCCAAGGAAAAGAGCAAAUGGUUUGUUCCAACUUCCAGGACUGCCGUUUUAUAUCGCGUGCACUGACAAAAGCGUUGACCAACUCCAUAGUUACCAGACAAUUCUAAAGUUUUAUAUUUAUAUAGAGACUUAUUUAUUUGUUUGUUGUUUUGUCGUCUGCUUGUCUACAGUCUGGUGCCUCUCUCUCGCUCUACUCUCUUUCUCUUACAUUUAGUUUCUAGACAAUCAAAAGAUCGCCCCCUGGUCCGACCGCAUUAACAAAUUGGAGGAAAAAUCGUGUCACAUAAACAUGGACUCGGCAUGCUAGUUGUCCUAGUUUGACAGUAUUCGUAGAACUGUGCUUCUGAUACCGUCUGUGGUUAUAUAAUUUUUCUUUGAGAUUCAAGAGUUAAGGGGGAAAACUUAAUGUUAGCACUGGAUUAACCAGUGUCACACUGUGGUUUAAUUACAACAAAAGUGUGUAGUUGAAAUAAAGCACUGUGUAUCUUUGUGUAAGUGAGCGCCAGAGGUGAAUCAUGAGCGCAAUUCAAUGACUUGGAGACUACUAUGCCUGUACUGCAGGUAUUACUGGAGUAUUCCACUAGAGGGCCCACUUCAGAGUUGAUAUAGAACUACCAAAAUUAAGUGUGCAAAUUUAAUAAGUAGUCUAAGUAGCUAGUUAACAUUCUGAGUAAAAGAAAUGCUCGAACAAGACGUGUCCGAGGGAGGUGUAGCAUCGUUCUCUGCCUCUUCUUUGGUAGGAAUGCGUCCUAUUCCCUACGUCCCCACAUUUGUACCGCCACCUGAUGGGGUAGUGGGAUACUACAGGACCCUGACACGCAACUAUAUCAGGGUCCAUGUGUGUGGAAGUAUACCACGGGCUUAAUGCUCCCUGUUAUACUUGUGCAGGCCGAAUGUUUCCACCUGAUAUCAAGUUGUAGUUAGCAUUUUGUGGCCCUGGAACAUGCUAACCUGGCUAGCAUGGUUACUAUGCUAAGCAGUCUGAUCGUAAGAUUUUUUGUUAUCUUCUGUUACCGUCUGUUGCGUACUAGCCUUUGCACUGCCCCCUACCUUUCAUUUGAGUAUUACAACUUGCGGACGUGUCAACUUCAUGUCGGAGGAACAGACUCAGGUUUUGUAGAAAAAACAGAAACCCUAUCAGGGUCCAUUGAGAUCCAACGCAUCGGGCAGAGUUCGAACAAAUAUAUCGUGAUUGUAAUUGUGAAGUAUCACAUAUUUGUUAUUUCAUAUCUACUGAAUGUGCGUAUUGUUGGUCAUUUUCACUGCAUGUGUGUGUGUAAACAGAGGAAACAAGUAGUAACUGUGUAUCUGAUGUGUAUCACCAACAGGGUGACAGCUCACUGUAACUGCAUCAGGCAUUCCAACCUUACCAGUACUUUUCGGGUUAGGGUUGGACUUUGUAGUUUUUCAGGGUCAGGUUCAAAGUGUACACAUAUGUAGAGUUAACAGCAAGUGUAUCUCUGGCCUAAUGUGGUAUUAACAAUACUAACACUUUCAGUAAGUAAGGGAGAUGAGACCUGUGUUUAAGACACAAAACCAGAACAUGCAUAAACCUGUAGAUCUUUUUGUGUUCACAGCUAGGGUCGGGUUCUAAACUGGUAGAGGUUUCUGAAAAGUAGCAAAGAAACAACUUAAUCCACACUGUUCAUGUCACGUCUUCAGUUUUUGCACCAGAUUAUAGAGAGUAGGAUCAUUGAGGAUCAGUAUCGUUACCAGUCUUUGAAUCCAAAUCCCUAUUCACAGCUUAAAUAUCGUGUUUCAUCUCUCUGGCAGUCCUUUUUUUUUUUUUUUUUUUUUUUUUUUUUAAGUAAUAACUACGUGGAAUGUAAUAUUUUUCGUGUCCCUCAUGGUUGUUUACCUUUUAUUUAUUUAUUUAUUGAUAGAUGCGGUGCUUGUAUUUAACUUGAAUCUGAACACUGGUUUGUAUAGGUUAUAGGUUUAGGUCUUGCUGCUAAUAGACUUGGGGAAACUGUUCAACAAUGAUGAUGUUGCUUGAAAAAUGA
Solea solea (common sole) is the source of this 4408-nucleotide messenger RNA. RefSeq names its product UDP-Gal:betaGlcNAc beta 1,4- galactosyltransferase, polypeptide 3 (gene b4galt3). The coding region runs from base 625 to 1929 and encodes 434 amino acids. Gene Ontology annotation, molecular function: glycosyltransferase activity. The transcript has 8 exons. Gene Ontology annotation, biological process: galactosylceramide biosynthetic process; carbohydrate metabolic process. NCBI's taxonomy places the organism in Eukaryota, Metazoa, Chordata, Actinopteri, Pleuronectiformes, Soleidae. The record is from RefSeq and is a predicted model, not a curated record.